Lutzomyia longipalpis is the source of this 2417-nucleotide messenger RNA. Its product is annotated as transmembrane protein 65. The record is from RefSeq and is a predicted model, not a curated record. NCBI's taxonomy places the organism in Eukaryota, Metazoa, Arthropoda, Insecta, Diptera, Psychodidae. The transcript has 6 exons. Gene Ontology annotation, cellular component: mitochondrion. Bases 131 to 1015 code for a protein of 294 amino acids.
AUUGGAUCAUUUAGUUGACGGUUGUAGCCCCGUCAGAAAAAUUAAGUGCAAAAAUUCUUCGAACUUUAUUUUGUUAAUUUUACCUCUCAAUUUGCAAAGAAAAACGAAAAGUUAGUGUAUUCUAUUUAAAAUGAGUUGCAACAGGUCAAUUUGUUUCCUUCUACGAUGUGGGCAGACAACGAGAUGCUUCGCAAAUAUUGGCAAUAAAAAAUCUUUUGGGUCUUCCACCACCACCACCAUGUACGACAAACUUUUUGGAUACCCCAGCAGGCAAAUCCCCCGGAAUGGCAUGCAACGAUGGACAUCAGGGACUUCCGCUUCGAGGAAUCUCAGUGCCGAUGAGGCCAGUGAAUUUGUUGAUAACUUAUCCACGGAGGAGCGCGAGAAUCUCAAAAAUGCUUUAGCACAAUAUGACUCAUCCCAGGCGAGGCGCAGCAGGUUUGAAGUUGGGGAUCAAGGACCUCAGCUGGGAACUGCACGCUGGCGUAGUGGCAGAAUGCGAAGGAUAACGCAAGAUGCAACAGGCCGGACCGGGGAUGAAAUCGGCUCCCAUUGUAAAUUACCUGAAGAUUAUCUACAAAAGAAAUUGGCGGAUGUAAAAUCUCCUCCAACAAAUAGUCAAAAAUUACAGUUGAUCGUAAUUAAUGGAUUGCCCUUUAUUGGAUUUGGUUUCCUUGACAAUUUUAUGAUGAUCGUUUGCGGUGAUUACAUUGAACAAACUCUUGGUGGUUAUAUGUGUCUCUCAACAAUGGCUGCUGCUGGAUUAGGAAAUACAAUCAGUGAUGUCGUAGGUCUCGGAUCAGCCGUAUAUGUUGAGAGAAUGUGUGAAAGUAUAGGCUUCAAAGUUCCACCCUUGUCGAAAUUCCAAUUGGAAAUGAAAGAGAGUCGACGAAGUGCUAGUUUUGGUCGUAUUUUGGGAAUAACAAUUGGAUGUUUAAUUGGAAUGGUUCCUCUUCUGUUUAUUGAUACUGAGAAGAAACACACUGGAACCAAAAUAGAUGAAAAUACUCAUUGAAACUGCCAGCAAUUUUAGAUUAUAAAUAAGAAAAGGAAGUUAUCUAAAGUAGAGAGAAUAUUUAAAAACAAAAAUCAUUUAACGAACAAAACACAAUCAAAUAAACAUUACAUAUUGUGCUAACAAUAUUACCUACAAGAAAAAAGUAGAUUGUAGAAAAAUUGGCCAAGAAAACGUAGGAAAAAUAAAAUCAAAAAGCAAAUCUAAAUGUUGUGAGAAAAAAAGUUAUAUAGAAACGUAGUUGAAUAUACAUACAUAAUCAAGCUUUAAAAAAAUGAAAACUCAUGAAAAUUCUGCAGAAAUGUUUCUUUCCAAAAAAAAACAACAAUCUCUGUAUAAAACGUCUUUUUAAUUUUCAUUUAUUAUUAAAUGUAUUUUUUCCAACUUUUAAUUUCCAUGCGGUGCUAUACUAUUCGAAUUUUCAAUAUACAUGUAAUUGUAUAUAAAACACUUUCUUUUCAUUUUCUUAUUCAUAUCUAAUGCUAACUACGCAUUUAAAAAAAAAACUAUGCAGGAAACAAAUAAAAUAGUUUAACAUAGUUGUAGAAAGUAGCAUGUAGGUGAUAUAAAAAAAAUAGUAAUACGUAUUAAUUUAUUAGGGAAAACUUUGCAUAACUAUCUAUAUACUUGAAUGAAAAAUUUACAAAGAGAAAAUUAAGUAUAUGUGAUAGAUAUUCGUUAUGUUGAAAAGAUUACAAUUUUAUGACGAUUAUUUUAAUUAAAGAUUUAAAAAAAUUACCUCAUUUGCUGCUUCCCUAACUCUAGUCAUUAAUAACUUACUAAAAAAAAGACAUUAAUUGAUUGUACUUAUAUUUUUGUCAGAUUUUAUUGAAUUUAUAAAUAUCUAUAUUUAUUCUUCGUUUUAUUGAUUUUUUUUAAGUUAAAACGUCUUCUACAAGAGUAUUAUUACUAUGGCCACUCAUUAGAGCUUUCAAUGCGAAUUUUUAGAAAUAUAUACCUAAUGUAAUUCUUCGAAUGCCAUUCAUGCAGUAUUUUCUUCCGAAUCUUAUAAAAGAAAAGACAAAGAAAAAAAGAAUUUCGAAACGUGAUUUAUGGAGUUUUUCUGGAGAGAAAUUCCUAGAAAAUGGCAUCCAUUUUAAAAUAAAGUGAAAAAAAUGAUAAAGGUCUUGCCAAGAAAUUUAAUAAUAUACAUGGAUCUAUUCUUCAUAUCUGUAUGACAGAAUUUUCUAAAAGUUUAGAACCUGUAUUGGAAAAUAUUUUACAAAAAAAACUAAGCUAUAUGAUAUUACCUUGACACCACUGAAAUGAUGAAAUUAGAAUUUCGACCAAAAAUAUAUAUUUUAAAAGAUAUUUCGUAAGAAAAACUCGUCUUAUGAUGUAAAUCUGUCCUGAAAAAAUAAAAUCUUCUAUGUUUUAGAUUAUAUAUUCAUCAAUAUUGGUA